Carcharodon carcharias (great white shark) is the source of this 21348-nucleotide messenger RNA. It is a transcript of the gene neb, whose product is annotated as nebulin. The transcript is spliced from 153 exons. Gene Ontology annotation, biological process: cardiac muscle thin filament assembly. Gene Ontology annotation, cellular component: Z disc. The record is from RefSeq and is a predicted model, not a curated record. NCBI's taxonomy places the organism in Eukaryota, Metazoa, Chordata, Chondrichthyes, Lamniformes, Lamnidae. Bases 251 to 20641 code for a protein of 6796 amino acids. Gene Ontology annotation, molecular function: actin filament binding.
CUGAUGCAGCUUGUAGCUCUUGUCCAGCGUUUCUUGGGAGGGGAGCGCUGGGGAGGCUCUAGCUGCUGGGGAAAAUUACUUUUAAAUAUCACGGCUGUAAAUUAAAGAGUGCAGAAACUGAAGGGAGUACAUUCCUAUGGCAAUUGGACAGUGCCCGGUCUCAUUUCUGUGAGGUCAUUGGUUAUACUUUAUUGCUGACGUCCAGCAAGUAUUUUUGUACACGGAGGUCAAUCAGUGACAUACAGCAAAAAUGGAAGACGAAGAGGGAGAUUUUGAGGGAUAUGAAGAGUAUGAAGUGGAGGAGACUAUAACGGAAUCAGAACCACAAACAUUCAUUCGAGAAGUGACAACAAUUUCAGAACCACGAACAGUUAUUCAUGAGGUUUCAAAACCACGCAUGGUCAUUCAGGAGAUUACGCAGCCACACACUGUCGUUCAAGAGGUUCAUAAGUCUGCUUCAGGGCUCCCUGUCAGAGAAGUGAGAAAGACGGAGAAGGUCGACAAGUCAAAGUUUCUGACUCCUUACCUUGAACACAGUCAUAAGAUGCAGGAUCUGUUCAGUUCGAACAAGUACAAGGAAGAAUUUGAAAAGGAAAGAGGAAAACCAUAUGCUGUUAUUUCAGACACACCAGAGCUGAAGAGAAUUCGGAAGGCUCAGCAACAGCUCAGUGAGGUCAAGUACCGUUCGGAAGGUGACAAGGUGAAGACUAUGUGCCACAUUGAUGAGAAGGCCCGGGAUAUUGCCCAUGCCAAAAAUAUUUCACAGUUAGUUAGCAAGGUGUUAUACAAACAGAAAUGGGAAGAUACCAAGGAUAUCUACCAACUGCCACCAGAUGCCCCUGAGCUUGUGCGAGCGGUGAAAUUUGCCGAAAACUUCAGCCCGAAAUUAUAUAAAGAAGCCUGGGAGGAGGAAAAGCCUUUCUACUUUCCUUACACUGAUAGUCCAGAGUUGAGACGAGUUGCCAAAGCUCAGAAAGCUCUGAGUGAUAUCGAAUAUAAGAAAGGACACAAUGAACAACUGUCAAAAUACACUUCGCUGGCAGACCCGCCAGAAGUAAAUCUAGCAAAAAAGGUUGUCAAUCAGCUCAGCGAUCUUAAGUACCAUGAAGACUACAACAAGAAUAAGGGCAAGUGGAGCCAGACACCUUGCUAUGAUGUCGCAGUUGCCCGAAUGAAUUCUGACAAUUUGAGCUCUAAAAAAUACAAUGAAGGCUAUGAGCAAAUGAAAGACCAAAUUAACUUCAUGCAGACUGAAACCCCCGAAUAUACAGCUAAUAAACGUACUAAGAAUGCUACAAAUGCGGUAAAAUACAGAGAGGAUUAUGAGAAGACCAAAAGCAAAACUGAUUACAACACCCUACCGGCUACAGAAAAUCCUCUGCUUCAACAGUUGAAACAUGCCGGCCACAUAGCAAGUGAUAAAAAGUACAAGGCAGAUUAUGAAAAGUCUCCCAACAAAAGCAUUAACUACUGCGACACCCCAAAGUUCAAAACUGACAAAGUGCUCGCAGAUCUCAGUGAUGUCAAAUAUAAGCAGAAUUAUGAAGAUAGCAUCAAAGGCCAUUAUAUUGGCAGCCAUGAGGAUCCAUACAUGAUUCACUGUUUGAAGGUCGGAGAAAUGAAAAGUGAUAAAAAUUAUAAGGCAGCCUAUGAACUGGAUAAAGGAAGCUGUUAUUUUCCGCAAACUGCUACUCCAGAGUAUGAAGCUAUGAAGAACUCUUACAAGUGUAAAGAUCAAGUCUAUAAAUUACAUCCUGAUAAAAUCAAGUUCACUCAAAUAGCUGAUUCUCCAGUGAUGUUGCAAGCUCAGAUCAAUGCCAAACAACUGAGUGAUCUAAACUACAAAGCAAAGUAUGAGAAGGAAAAGUUCAAAUGUAACGUUCCCCAUGAUGACCCCUUUUUCAUCCAGUCAAGGGUGAACGCAUACAAUCUGAGUGAUAAUUGUUACAACUAUGACUGGAACAGAGAUAAGGCCAAACAUUGCAACAUCAAAAUAGAUUCAAUCCCUGUGAUUGCAGCAAAAGCACAUAGAGAUAUUGCAAGUGACAUCAAAUAUAAACUAAACUAUGAAAAGGCUCGCGGGAAACACGUUGGAGCUCGUUGCAUAGAGGACGACCCUAAGAUCUUACACUCUGUGCAUGUGGCUAAGAUGCAGAGUGAGCGCGAGUACAAAAAGGACUAUGAAAAGACCAAGACGAAAUAUCAUUGUCCACUUGAUAUGAUCAAUGUCUCCCAGGCUAAGAAGGCUCAGGAAAUUGCUAGCAACUCAAACUAUAAGCAACUAAUAAAUCGUUACUUUCUGCCUCCAGACAGUUUGCCUCUGAACUUGGCUAAGAAAGCCAACAGUUUGCAGAGUGAUAAUGAGUAUAAAGCAGAUUAUAACAACUGGCAAAAAGGCAUUGGCUGGAUGCCUUACGGCUCCAUAGAUGUUGAAACGGCAAAGAAAGCUAUGGAUAUCCUUAAUGAGAAAAAGUACCGUCAGCCUCCGAGCACCAUUAAAUUCACUUCAAUAGAUGAUGCCCCAGAAACAGUCUUGGCAAAGGCUAACCAAGAACACAGGAGUGAUAUAAACUACAAAGCUAAAGGGGAGAAGAUCAUCCACAAGUACACUUAUCCUCCAGAUCUGCCAGAAUUUAUUCAGGCCAGAGUCAAUGCUAUUAAUGCCAGUGAUAACUGCUACAAACAAGCCUGGAAAAAGGAUUUAGCAAAGGGUUGUAAUAUUACUUUCGAUGCUAUUCCAAUUAUCGCUGCUAAAUCUGCGCGGCAUAAUGCCAGUGAUGUGAAAUACAAGAAAGCCUAUGAACAAGCGAAGGGCAAACAUGUUGGUUUCCAGAGCCUCCAAGAUGAUCCUAAGCUGGUCCAUUCCAUGCGUAUAGCCAAGCUUCAGUCUGACCGUGAAUACAAAAAAGACUAUGAGAAAAGCAAGACCAAAUAUCACACACCGCUGGAUAUGUUCAACAUUACUGCUGCCAGGAAUUCUCAGGAAGCGGUCAGCAACACCAACUACAGGCAUCCAAUCCACCACUACACGUAUUUGCCAGAUGCAAUGAGCUUGGAGCUGUCCAAGAACAUGAUGAACAUACAGAGUGACAAUCUGUACAAAUCUGAUUACAACAACUGGUUCAAAGGCAUUGGCUGGAGUCCACUUGGUUCGAUAGAUUUGGAGACAGUGAAGAAAGCUGGACAGGCACUUGAUGAGCACAGUUAUAGACAGCCACCAGGCAAACUCAAGUUUACCAGCGUGCCUGACUCAGUUGAAAUGGUGCUGGCUAAAGCCAAUGCACUACACCUUAAUGACAAACUAUACAGAUCUGGAGGGGAGAAGAUCAAGCACAAGUACACCUUGCCAUUCGAUGUUCCACAAUUUAUUCAAGCUAGAUGGAAUGCCUUCAACUUCAGUGAUAAUUGCUAUAAAGAUGACUGGAAGAAAUCACUCGCUAAAGGAUAUCACCUUAAGGCUGAUGCCAUCCCUAUCAUUGCAGCCAAAGCAUCAAGACGUAUUGCUAGUGAUUACAAAUACAAAGAGGCCCACGAGAAGGAGAAGGGGAAACUCGUUGGUUUCCGCAGCCUGCAAGAUGACCCUAAGCUGGUCCAUUCCAUGCACCUAGCCAAGAUUCAGUCUGACCGUGAAUACAAGAAAGACUAUGAGAAGAGCAAGACCAAAUAUCACUCACCGUUAGACAUGUUCCAUAUUAGCGCUGCCAAGAAGGCUCAGGAAGUGGCCAGCAACAGUAACUAUCGGCAAAUGAUCCACAGCUACACCUAUCUUCCAGAUGCCAUGAAUGUGGAGCUGUCCAAGAACAUGAUGAACAUACAGAGUGAUAACCUGUAUAAACAGGACUACAAUUGCUGGCAAAAGGGCAUGGGCUGGAUCCCUAUUGGCUCUCUAGAGGUGGAGCUGGCCAAGAAAGCAGGAGAAGUCCUGAGUGAACAUAAAUACCGUCAGCAUCCAGACACGCUCAAGUUUACCAGCAUCCCUGACUCCAUUAAUAUGGUCCUUGCCACAAGUAACACAAAGCAGCUCAGUGAUCUGAGCUACAAAAAGUCCGGUGAAGAGGUGAAACACAAGUAUACCAUUGCCCCUGAUUAUCCGCCAUUUCUACAGGCUAAGAUCAAUGCUCAAAAUUUAAGUGAGCAACAAUAUAAGCAAGCCUGGCACAAGACAAUCGCUAAAGGCCAUGAUAUCCGGGCAGAUGCCAUUCCAAUUGUCGCAGCCAAAGCUUCAAGAAACAUCGCAAGUAAUUAUAGAUAUAAAGAGGCCUAUGAGAAGGAACGGGGUAAGCAUGUUGGCUUCCGCAGCCUGCGAGAUGACCCUAAGCUGGUCCACUCCAUGCACGUAGCCAAGAUUCAGUCUGACCGUGAAUACAAGAAAGACUAUGAGAAGAGCAAGACCAAGUAUCACACACCACUGGACAUGAUUAACAUUACUGCUGCCAAAAAGUCCCAGGAAGCAGCCAGCAACAUCAACUACAGGAAUCUGAUCCAUCACUACACGUACCUGCCAGAUGCCAUGAAUGUGGCUCUGUCCAGGAACAUGAUGGACAUACAGAGCGAUAACAAUUACAAAUUGGAUUAUAACACCUGGUUUAAAGGUCUCGGCUGGGCUCCUAUUGGCUCUAUAGAUGUGGAGAUGGCAAGGAAAGCAACUGACAUAGCGAGUGAGAAGAAAUAUCGUCAACCUCCUGACACAUUUACAUUCACAAGCAUCCCUGAUUCUCUGGAUAUCGUUUUGGCCAAGAGUAAUGCACAGAUAAUGAAUAAGAAAUUAUACACUGAAGCAUGGGAUAAAGACAAGAACAAGACCCAUGUUAUGCCAGACGCACCAGAAAUUGUGUUGUCCAAAAUCAACCAAUUGAAUAUGAGUGAUAAAUUAUAUAGAUCCGGCUGGGAGAAUUCAAAAAAGAAAGGCUAUCACCUGAUGCCAGAUGCCAUUUCAAUAAAGGCAGCAAAGGCCUCAAGGGACAUAGCCAGUGAUUACAAAUACAAACAGGCCUAUGAGAAAGAAAAGGGAAAGCACAUUGGUUUCCGCAGUCUGCAGGAUGACCCCAAGCUUGUCCACUUCAUGAAUGUUGCUAAACUUCAGUCAAAUCGCGAGUACAAGAAAAACUAUGAGAAGCUCAAGACAAGGUACAACACGCCAAUGGACAUGAUCAGUAUUACAGCUGCUAAACAAUCUCAGGAUGUGGCCAGCAACAUUAACUACAAGAAUCUCAUCCAUCGCUACAUAACCCCUCCUGAUGCGAUGAGCUUGGAACUGGCCAAGAACAUGAUGAACAUACAGAGUGAUAAUCUCUACAAGUCAGAGUUCACUGGUAUUAUGAGAGGCAUGGGCUGGGUCCCCAUUGGCUCAGUGGAGGAAGAAAAGAAUAGGCGAGCUUCAAAUAUCCUAUGUGAAAAAAGAUACCGUCAACACCCGGAGACUUUGAAAUAUACCAUUGACAUGGAAUCCAUGCCAAUGGAGUUGGCAAAGGUCAAUGCCAAAAUCAUGAAUACGCAACUCUACAAGGAAGCCUGGGAAAAGGACAAGAUUCAGGUCCAUAUGAUGCCAGACUCACCAGAAUUUUCUCUAGCUAAAGUGAACCAGUACAACAUGAGCCAGAAAAUGUACAGGCAAAGCAUGGAAGAGGCAAAGAAGAAGGGAUAUGAUCUCCGUGCUGAUGCCAUUCCAAUCAAAGCUGCCAAAGCUUCGACUAACAUUGCCAGUGACUACAAAUAUAAGCAUGCUUACGAAAAGGAAAGAGGGAAGCAGGUUGGUUUCCGCAACUUGCAGGAUGACCCUAAGCUGGUCCAUUCCAUGCGUGUGGCCAAGCUGCAGUCUGACCGUGAAUAUAAAAAGGAUUAUGAAAAGAGCAAGACCAGGUAUCACAUGCCAUUGGACAUGCUCAGUAUUGUGGCUGCUAAGCAUUCCCAGGGGGUAGCCACCAAUAUCAACUACAAGCAACAAUUUCGCCGCUUCACCUAUCUGCCUGAUGCCAUGAGCCUGGCACUUUCCAAAAAGAUGAUGGAGUUACAGAGUGAGAACAAUUAUAAGGCAGACCUUCAGUGGCUGAAGGGGCUUGGUUGGAGUCCCAUUGGGUCGUUGGAUGUCGAGACAGCUAAGAAAGCAACAGAGAUUGCGAGUGAGAACAAGUACCGCCAGCAUCCAGGUGCCUUCAAGUUCACAAGCUUGUCCGACUCUAUGGACAUGAUCCUAGCUAAGGCUAAUACACAAAUAAUGAAAAAGCACCUGUACACAGAAGCCUGGGAGAAAGACAAAAAUAAGGUCCAUUUGACGCUAGAUUUUCCGGAUAUCGUACAAGCCAAGGCCAACUCUCAUAUGUUCAGCACUAGCAAGUAUAAACUAGACUGGGAAAAAUCCAAGAAGAAAGGUUAUGACCUCAGAUCCGAUGCUAUACCAAUAAAGGCUGCCAAAGCUUCCACAAAUAUCGCAAGUGAUUACAAAUAUAAAACAGCCUAUCGCAAGCAGCUUGGACAUCAAGUUGGCUUCCGCAACAUUAAAGAUGAUCCCAAGCUCGUUUGGUCCAUGCAUGUAGCCAAGAUUCAGAGCGACAGAGAGUACAAGAAGGACUUUGAGAAAACUAAGACCAAGUUCAACAUGCCAGUCGACAUGCUGGACAUUCUGUUGGCCAAGAAAUGCCAGACCCUGGUCAGUGACAUUGACUACAGACAUUACCUACACAAGUGGACCUGUCUCCCAGACCAGAACGAUGUGAUACAUGCUCAAAAGGCCUAUGAGCUGCAGAGUGAUAAUCUGUACAAAGCAGACCUUCAGUGGCUAAAAGGUAUUGGAUGGUCUCCUUUGGCAUCACUAGAUCUGAUCAAAGUCAAAAAAGCUGGAGAGAUCCUCAGCGAGAGCAAUUACCGUCAGCACCCAGCAAAAUUUAAGUUCACCAGCUUGUCUGACUCAAUGGAUAUGACCCUUGCAAAGCAUAAUAAACACACAUUGAACAAGAAACUUUACACAGAAGCCUGGGAGAAGGACAAGAUAAAGAUUCAUGUCAUGCCUGACAGUCCUGAGUUCCACCUGGCCAAAACAAACAUGGUGAACCUUAGCGAGAAAAUGUACAAACUGGGAUAUGAAAAAUUAAAGAAGGAAGGAUAUGAUCUAAGGAAUGAUGCAAUUUCCAUCAAGGCUGCAAAGGCCUCCAGAGACAUUGCUAGUGAUUACAAAUACAAAACAGCCUACCGCAAGCAACUUGGCCACCAUAUUGGAUGCCGCAACAUUCAGGAUGAUCCCAAGAUGGUUUGGUCCAUGCACGUAGCCAAGAUUCAGAGUGACAGGGAGUACAAGAAGGACUUUGAGAAAACAAAGACCAACUUCAACAUGCCAGUCGACAUGCUGGACAUCCUGUUGGCCAAGAAAUGCCAGACCCUGGUCAGCGACAUUGACUACAGACGUUACUUGCACCAAUGGACCUGUCUCCCAGACCAGCACGAUGUGAUCCAGGCAAAGAAAGCCUAUGAACUGCAGAGUGAUAAUCUAUACAAAGCAGACCUUGGGUGGCUGAAGGGUAUCGGAUGGUCUCCUCUGGGAUCACUAGAAGUGGCCAACGUCAAAAAAGCUGGAGAGAUCCUGAGUGAGAGCAAGUACCGUCAGCAUCCAUCCAAGUUUAAGUUCGGCAGCUUGUCUGACUCCAUGGAUAUGACCCUAGCAAAGCAUAAUGCACAAAUUAUGAAUAAGCAUGCAUACAUCGAAGCCUGGGAAGCAGACAAGACUAAAAUUCACAUCAUGCCAGACUCACCAGAGAUAAUAUUAGCAAAACAUAAUCAGAUUGCCUGCAGUGAUAAACUGUACAGACUUGGUUUGGAGGAGUCGAAGAAGAAGGGCCAUAACUUGCGUGGUGACGCCAUCUCAAUUAAGGCAGCAAAAGCAUCCCGAGAUAUUGCCAGUGAUUACAAAUACAAAACAGCCUACCGCAAGCAGCUUGGCCACCAUGUUGGAUGCCGCAACAUUCAGGAUGACCCCAAACUGGUUUGGUCUAUGCACGUAGCCAAGAUUCAGAGUGAAAGGGAGUACAAGAAGGACUUUGAGAAAACGAAGACCAAGUUUAACAUGCCAGUCGACAUGCUGGAAUUUCUGCUGGCCAAGAAAUGUCAGACCCUGGUCAGCGACAUUGACUAUAGACGUCGCUUGCACAAGUGGACCUGUCUGCCAGACCAACAUGAUGUGAUCCAGGCAAAGAAGGCCUAUGAUUUGCAGAGUGACAUCCAAUACAAGGCUGAUCUUCAAUGGCUGAGAGGCGUUGGCUGGGCCCCUAUCGGAUCUCUUGAUGUUCUAAAGGCCAAAAAAGCCAGCGAAAUCCUAAGUGAGAAAAAUUACCGUCAGCCCCCGAGCACUUUCAAGUUCACCAGUUCAGUUGACUCCAUACCUUUAGCCCUGGCAAAGCAUAAUUUAAACACUCUUAACCAGCGUUUAUACACUGAAGCGUGGGAGAAGGACAAGCUUAACGUUCACAUCAAGACAGACACACCAGAGUUUCUGUUGGCAAGCCAGAACAAAAUAAAUUAUAGUGAUAAACAAUAUCGACUUGCAUUAGAAGAAUCAAAGAAGAAAGGAUACGACCUGCCCCCUGAUGCUAUCUCCAUUAAGGCUGCUAAGGCAACAAGAGAUAUUGCCAGUGAUUACAAAUACAAAACCGCCUACCGCAAGCAGCUUGGCCACCAUGUUGGGUGCCGCAACAUUCAGGAUGACCCGAAAAUGGUUUGGUCCAUGCACGUAGCCAAGAUUCAGAGUGACAGGGAGUACAAGAAGGACUUUGAGAAAACGAAGACCAGGUUCAAUAUGCCAGUCGACAUGCUGGAAUUUCUGUUGGCCAAAAAAUGCCAGAUGCUGGUCAGUGACAUUGACUACAGACAUUACUUACACAAGUGGACCUGUCUGCCAGACCAGAAUGAUGUGAUCCAGGCAAGGAAGGCCUAUGAACUGCAGAGUGAUAAUCUAUACAAAGCAGACCUUGGGUGGCUGAAGGGUAUCGGAUGGUCUCCUCUGGGAUCACUAGAAGUGGCCAACGUCAAAAAAGCUGGAGAGAUCCUGAGUGAGAGCAAUUACCGUCAGCACCCAUCCAAGUUUAAGUUCGGCAGCUUGUCUGACUCCAUGGAUAUGACCCUAGCAAAGCAUAAUGCACAGAUUAUGAAUAAGCGUGCAUACAUCGAAGCCUGGGAAGCAGACAAGACUAAAAUUCACAUCAUGCCAGAUAUUCCGGAGAUAGUAUUAGCAAAACAGAACCAGAUCAGCUGCAGUGACAAACUGUACAAACUUGGUAUGGAGCAUGAUAAGAAGAAGGGCUACAACUUGCGACCUGAUGCCAUCUCAAUCAAGGCCGCAAAAGCAUCCCGGGAUAUUGCCAGUGAUUACAAAUACAAAACAGCCUACCGCAAGCAGCUUGGCCACCAUGUUGGAUGCCGCAACAUUCAGGAUGACCCCAAGAUGGUUUGGUCCAUGCAUGUAGCCAAGAUUCAGAGCGACAGAGAGUACAAGAAAGACUUUGAGAAAUCAAAGACCAAGUUCAACAUGCCAGUCGACGUGCUGGAUGUCCUGUUGGCCAAGAAAUGCCAGACCCUGGUCAGCGACAUUAACUACAGACAUUACUUGCAUAAGUGGACCUGUCUGCCAGACCAGAACGAUGUGAUUCAGGCAAAGAAAGCCUACGAACUGCAGAGCGAUAAUCUAUACAAAGCAGACCUUGGGUGGUUGAAGGGUAUUGGAUGGUCUCCUUUGGAUUCAAUAGAGGUGGCCACCGUCAAAAAAGCUGGAGAGAUCCUGAGUGAGAGCAAUUACCGUCAGCACCCAUCCAAGUUUAAGUUCGGCAGCUUGUCUGACUCCAUGGAUAUGACCCUAGCAAAGCAUAAUGCACAGAUUAUGAAUAAGCAUGCAUACAUCGAAGCCUGGGAAGCAGACAAGACUAAAAUUCACAUCAUGCCAGAUAUUCCGGAGAUAGUAUUAGCAAAACAGAACCAGAUCAGCUGCAGUGACAAACUGUACAAACUUGGUAUGGAGCAUGAUAAGAAGAAGGGCUACAAACUACAUCCUGACGCCAUCUCAAUCAAGGCUGCAAAAGCAUCCCGAGAUAUUGCCAGUGAUUACAAAUACAAAACAGCCUACCGCAAGCAGCUUGGCCACCAUGUUGGAUGCCGCAACAUUCAGGAUGACCCCAAGAUGGUUUGGUCUAUGCACGUAGCCAAGAUUCAGAGCGACAGGGAAUACAAGAAGGACUUUGAGAAAUCAAAGACCAAGUUCAACAUGCCAGUCGACGUGCUGGACGUCCUGUUGGCCAAGAAAUGCCAGACCCUGGUCAGUGACAUUAACUACAGACAUUACCUACACAAGUGGACCUGUCUGCCAGACCAGAACGAUGUGAUCCAGGCAAAGAAGGCCUAUGAACUGCAGAGCGAUCUGUUGUACAAAUCAGACCUGGAAUGGCUUCGUGGUAUUGGAUGGUCUCCUUCUGAUUCGCUGGACGUUCAGAAAGCUAAGAAAGCUGGAGAGAUCCUGAGCGAAAACAGUUAUCGUCAACCCCCUAGCAAGUUUAAGUUUACAAGCAUUCUUGAUUCCCUUGACCUGGUUUUAGCCAAGAACAAUGCUCUACAUCUCAAUAAACAAUUGUACACAGAAGCUUGGAAUAAGGAUAAGCUCAAUGUUCAUGUCAUGCCAGACACUCCCGAAAUUAUUCUGGCCCAAAACAAUUCUGCCAAUGUCAGCCAGAAACUGUAUCACAAAGCGUGGGAGGAAUCCAAGCGAAAAGGCUAUGACUUACGAGCUGAUGCUAUUCCAAUCAAGGCUGCGAAAGCCUCCAGAGACAUUGCAAGCAUGUACAAAUACAAAGAAGCCUACCGCAAGCAGCUUGGCCACCAUGUUGGAUGCCGCAACAUUCAGGAUGACCCCAAGAUGGUUUGGUCCAUGCACGUAGCCAAGAUUCAGAGCGACAGAGAGUACAAGAAAGACUUUGAGAAAUCAAAGACCAAGUUCAACAUGCCAGUCGACAUGCUGGACAUCCUGUUGGCCAAAAAAUGCCAGACCUUGGUCAGCGAUAUUGACUACAGACAUUACCUACACAAGUGGACCUGUCUGCCAGACCAGAACGAUGUGAUCCAGGCAAGGAAGGCCUAUGAACUACAGAGCGAUUUGCUGUACAAGUCUGAUAUGGAAUGGAUCCGUGGCUGUGGAUGGAUGCCCAAUGGUUCUCUCGAUAUUAAGAGAACACAGAGAGCCCAGGAGAUCCUCAGUGAGCGCCAUUACCGCCAGCGUCCCGAAUCGUUCAGCUUCACCAGCAUUGUUGACCAUCCCAGCCUAGUCCAAGCUAAAAUCAACUCAAACCUGCUGAGUGAUCGUCUGUACCAUAGUGCUUGGGAGAAUGACAAGAUUAUAAUUCACCUUCCAAAUGAUACGCCUGAGAUGCUGCUGUCUAAACAGAAUUCUGUCAACAUCAGUUCGAAAUUAUAUAAACUCAACUGGGAAGAAUCUAAGAAGGAAGGAUAUGAUCUGAGGAAUGAUGCCAUCCCAAUCAAGGCUGCAAAAGCUUCCCGAGACAUUGCUAGUGAUUACAAAUACAAAGAAGCCUACCGCAAGCAGCUUGGCCACCAUGUUGGAUGUCGUGACGUUCAGGAUGACCCCAAGAUGGUUUGGUCCAUGCACGUAGCCAAGAUUCAGAGCGACAGGGAGUACAAGAAGGACUUUGAGAAAUCAAAGACCAAGUUCAACAUGCCAGUCGAUGUGCUGGACAUCCUGUUGGCCAAGAAAUGCCAGAGCCUGGUCAGUGAAAUUGACUACAGACAGUACCUACACAAGUGGACCUGUCUGCCAGAUCAGAACGAUGUGAUCCAGGCAAGGAAGGCCUAUGAUCUGCAGAGCGAUUUGCUGUACAAGUCUGAUAUGGAAUGGAUCCGUGGCUGUGGAUGGAUGCCCAAUGGUUCUCUCGAUGUUAAGAGAACACAGAGAGCCCAGGAGAUCCUCAGUGAGCGCCAUUACCGCCAGCGUCCCGAAUCGUUCAGCUUCACCAGCAUUGUUGACCUUCCCAGCCUAGUCCAAGCUAAAAUCAACUCAGCGCAACUGAGUAACACAAAAUACAAAGAAGCCUGGGAGAAAGACAAAGUAAUGAUUCACGGCCUUCCUGACACACCAGAGAUUUUGUUAGCUAAAUCCAAUGCUGCUAACGUUAGUCAGAAACUUUACAAGCAGGGCUGGGAAGAUGUAAAGAAGACCAUCAACUAUCGUGCUGACGCUAUUGAUAUCCAGAGUGCUAAAGCUUCCAGGAACAUUGCAAGUGACUAUUUAUAUAAAGCAAUCUAUCGCAAGCAACUUGGCCACCACAUUGGAUGCAAUGACAUUAAUGAUGACCCCAAGAUGCUUUGGUGUAUGCACGUAGGCAAGAUGCAGAGUGACAGGGAAUACAAGAAGGACUUUGAGAAAACAAAGACCAAGUUCAACAUGCCAGUCGACAUGCUGGACAUCCUACUGGCCAAGAAAUGCCAGACCCUGGUCAGUGAAAUUGACUACAGACAACACCUACACAAGUGGACCUGUUUGCCAGACCAGCAUGAUUUGAUCCAGGCAAAGAAGGCCUAUGAACUGCAGAGCGAUAUUAAUUACAAAUCAGAUAUGGAAUGGAUGCGUGGAAUUGGAUGGAUUCCAACAGAAUCCAUAGAUGUUAAGAAAGUAAAGCACGCCCAGGAUAUUAUAAGUGAGAGAAAUUACCGCACAAAAGUGGAAAGUCUCCCGUUUACCCCAGUGACCGACAGAGUUGAUUACGUUACAGCUAAACAGAGUGGGGACAUUCUGAAUGAUAUCAAGUACCGUGAAGCAUGGCAUGCCAGUAAGACAAAGUACACGCUAGCCGAUACGCCAACAAUGGUUAUGGCACGUGAUGCAGCUCGAAACCUUAAUGAAAAAUUGUACAAGGACGGUUGGGAGAAGCUAAAAUCCAAUGUCACUAUGCCAGCCGAUGCAGUAUCAAUCUGUCAUGCCAAGUUGACACAAAACAUACAAAGUGAGCUAAAAUAUAAAGCUGAGCACGUCAGGCAGCGUGGCCAUCACAUUGGAUGCCUUAACGUUCACAAUGACCCCAAAAUGGUUUGGUCUAUGCAUGUAGGCAAGAUGCAGAGCGACAGGGAGUACAAGAAGGAAUUUCAGAGAACUAAGGCCAAGUUCAACAUGCCAGUCGAUAUGCUGGGCAUCUUGUUGGCCAAGAAAUGCCAGACCCUGGUCAGCGACAUUGACUACAGACAUUACAUACGCCACUGGACCUGUCUGCCAGACCAGAGUGAUGUGAUCCAGGCAAAGAAGGCUUAUGAAUUGCAGAGCGAUUACUUGUAUAAGUCCGAUCUUGAAUGGAUACGUGGUUGUGGUUGGAUUCCCCUGGGUUCAGUCGACCAUAAUAAAGUGAAACAUGCACAGGCAAUAUUAAAUGAAAACGCGUAUAAAGAAAAGGCUAUUGCCAACUUUGCCAAGUUUACCUCAAUUACUGACCCGCCAGAGGUGGUGCAGGCUAAGAUAAAUGCAACCAACUUCAGUGAUUUGAAGUACAAAGAGACAUUUAACCUUAACAAGGGCAAGUACAUCGGUGCCGCUGACACACCUCAACUGGCUCAUUCAAGAGAAAUGGCAAAGCAUGUUAGUGAGAAAUUUUAUAAGGACGACUGGGAGAGUAACAAAGCUUUAGGAUACAGCUUGCCUCCAGACUAUCUGCCUCUGGUUGUUGCUAAGCAUGCUGACAAUGUAAGCAGUAAUCUGAAGUACAAGGAGCUGUAUGAAAAGUUCAAGGGACACUACCUGGCAGGAGGAGAUAUCAAGGACUUCCCUGCAGUAAUCCAAGCAAUGGCUAUGGAUAAAAUGAGGAACAUGCUGGAUUACAGGAGGAGUUAUGAAAAUACUAAGUGCGAACUUCACAUCCCCAAAGACAUGAUUAGCAAUGUUGUGGCAAAGAGAUGCCAGCAUAUCCUCAGCGACAUUGAAUACCGCACCUACCUUCAUCAUUGGACCUGCCUGCCUGACAAGCAUGAUGUAAUUCAUGCUAGGAGAGCUCAAGAGAUCUUCAGUGAUUUUGUAUACAAGGAUGACCUGAACUGGCUGAAGGGCAUUGGUUGUUUUGUCUGGGACACUCCAGAAAUACUACGAGCCAAAAAGUCCUAUGAGCUACAGAGUGAAAAUAAAUACAGAACUAGUGGAAAGAAGAAUUUUGAGAACUACACUGUGGUCACAGAUACACCAGUCUAUGUCACAGCUGUCCAGAGUGGCCUUCAUUUAAGUGAUCUUAAAUACAAAGAGAACUAUGAAAAAAUUAAGGACAAAUACACAACUGUUUUGGACACUGUGGAUUACAACAGGAUCAAUGAUCUUAAAACUAUCUAUAGCAGCAAUGCUUACAAACUGGCCUGGGAUAAGGUGAAAGCAACAAGCUAUAGAAUGCCAGGAGAUUCCUUUUCAAUAGAAUUGGCCAAGAAUCAGAAAGACAUUCUUAGCCCAAUAAAGUACCGUGAACAGUAUGAGAAGUUCAAGACUCUCUAUACUGUGCCACGCUCUGUGGAGGAUGACCCGCAUACCUUGCACUGCCUGAAUGUCGGAAAGUUAAACCUUGACCGUCUGUAUAGAGAAAAUUACGAAAAGAACAAAAUGAAGGUGCACAUCAUGCCAGAUAUGUUGGAGGUGGUUGCUGCCAAAAAUAUUCAGGCCAGGGUCAGCGAAAUUGACUAUCGCAAGUACCUCCAUGAGUGGAUAUGCCUGCCAGACCUUCAGGUUAACAUUCAUGCCAAGAAAGUCUGCGAGCAGCUUAGUGAUGUUCUGUACAAAGAUGACCUCAACUGGCUUAGAGGAAUUGGAUGCAAUGUCUGGGACACUCCGGAAAUACUUCAUGCUAAGAAAUCCAAUGACAUUCAAAGUGCCAUUAAAUACAAGUCAAAGGCUGAGGCAGCGAGGAACCAGUUCACACCAGUCUUGGAUACUCCUGUCUACCGGCAGUCUGUCAUCAAUGCUUAUCAGCUGAGCGAUAUUAUGUAUCACAAAAUAUAUGAGUCAAGUAUUAAAGGCACGGUUGCUCCAACCACAAAGACCAUGGAGCUGGAUAGAGCUAGAGAAGCCUAUAAAUUACAGAGUGAGAACCUGUAUCGUGAUACUGGCCGGAGCCUCCUCCCCACCGGAUAUACACUUCCAGCAGACAUCCCAUCCUUGAAACAUGCAAGAAAUGUUGACGACAUCCGCAGCGAUCUGAAGUAUAAAGAAGCCUAUGAACAUAUGAAAGCAAGGGGUUACAAAUUGAUCCCAGAAACCAUCAGCAUCACUGCAGCCAAGAAAGCAGAUAAUAUUUUGAACCAGCGACUGUAUCGACUAGAAUAUGACACCCACAAAGACAAGAUUCACCCCGCCCAUGACACUCCAGAACUUCGUCAAGUCAAAGCUACACAGGAAGCAAUCAGUGAUCUGUCAUAUAAGUCGAACUUCUUCAGGACCAAAGGUCGUAAGAUUUCUCUUCCCAUCACUCCUGAGCUGCUCCAUCACCGUUAUGUUGGCGUUAUCACUAGUGAUAAUAGGUACAAGGAAGAUCUUCAAUGGCUGAAAGGCAUUGGAUGCUUCCUGUAUGAAACUCCUGAAAUGAUCCGAGUGCGUGACUUCCACAAAUUCUGGACUGGCUAUGACAAAGCCGCCAAGAAAGCACUUGACAAGCAUACAUCAGUUGUUGAUACUCCUGAACAUAGACAUGUGACAGAACUGAAAGCUCACUUGAGCAACCUGGUAUACCGGGCUCAUGGGAAUAAAGUGAAGACAAAGUACACAUCAAGGCUUGACACUGUGGAUCUCAACCGAGCCAAACAUGGUCAGAAGAUACAGAGCCAGUACCUGUAUGUCGAGUUAGCUACAAAGGAUAGACCACAUUACAUUCCUCAUGAACAUACUACAACUCUGGAUCAUGCAAAGCACGUCAAACAUUUUGCCAGCGAGAAAAAAUACAAGGAACAGUAUGAGAAGAUGAAGAGUAAAUACACUCCAAUCCCAGACACUCCAAUGCUGUUGGUGUCUAAGAAAGCUUACCUAAUUGCCAGUGAUUUACGGUAUAAGGAAGCCUUUGAACAGGCAAAAGGUCACUAUCGUACAGUGAAGGAUGCCCUGAACAUUACCUACCAUCGCAAAGUCACAGAUGAUAUCAGUAAGGUCAAAUACAAGGAGAAGUACAUCCAACAGUUGGGACAUUGGAGAUCAAUCCCUGAUCCACCUGAGAAUAUCCACCACCGCAUCGUGUCUGAUGCUGUCAGCACUGUUAAAUACAAAGAGGACCUGGAGUGGUUGAGAGGGAUCGGGUGCUAUGUGUGGGACACUCCUGAUUUGAUGCUGGCGGGGCAGAACAAGCAACUCUACAGCCAGUACAAGUAUCGUGAAUCAGUUGCAAAAUUAAGAAACAACUUCAAGUACACCGCAGAUGCUCCACAAAUCAGGCAUGCUAAGGAGGCGACUGCAAUUCUGGAUGAGCAAUCAUAUAAGUCUGAAGCCAAGCUCAAAUUGAGGCGAGGAUGCAAUGAAAUUCUACGUCCUGAUAUGCUGACUGCCAUGUACAACUCAAUGUCAGGGAGCCAGUGGAAUUAUAAGAAGAACUAUGAAAAGUUGAAAGACAAAUACACAUCUAUUUAUGAAACCCCUGAAAACAUCCGAACCAAGAAGGUGACAAAGCUCAUCAGUGAUAUAAAGUAUAAACUGGAUCAUAACCGUGAUAAAUCCAAGGGGUACACUUCUAUCCAUGACACACCAUUGCUGCUGCACAUGCAAGGCAUGAAGGACAAAAUUAGUGAUUUGAAAUACAAAGAGAUUUAUGAACGGAACAAAUCUCAUUGCAACAUUGCUGGUGAUGCCUUUGCGAUCAGGGCUGCCAAGAGUGCCUACAAGAACACGACGAAUCUUGAUUACAAGAAGAAGUAUGAGGCCACCAAAGCCAAAUGGAGGUGGAUUGCAGACAGACCUGACUUCCUGCAGGCGUACAAGGCCUCUCAGCAGCAGAGCGAGGUGGAUUACAAAAUGGACCGAGAAUGUUUGAAAGGCUGCAAGAUCUCAGUGCCUGUCCACGGAGACAAGAACAUGAUACUAGCUGUAGAAAAUACAGACUUGGCCAGUGGGAUAAAAUACAAACUGAAGCACGAGAAAGAAAGAGGCAUCUACCAACCAGUUCCGGACACACCACAGAUGCUGCACGCUAAAUCUGUCUCUACCCUAAUGUCUGAGAAAAAAUACAAAGAAGCUGUUAAGAAGGAGCUCCCGCAGGCUGCUUACAUGAAACUGCCUGAGACCCGUGGGACUUCACAUGUUAAAGAGGUGUCCAAGUUACUCAGCGGGAAACUGUACAAGGAACAGUUUGAGAAAGAUAAAGGCAAGUCCUCAUAUUCCAUUAUGAUGGAACCCCCAGAAGUGAAACACGCCAUGAAUGUGGCCAAGUGUCAGAGUAACGUUGAAUACAAGAAAGACGCUAAAACCAAACUAGCAUACACAACAGUGACAGAUCGGCCAGAUAUCCUUAAGGCUACUGAAGCUACCAAGUUAAUAAGUGAUAUCGGCUACAGAACCAAGGCGCGUGAGGAGGCUAGUCGUGGUAUAAUCAGCCUUGGACGCCCAGACAUUGAACUUGCCAAAGAGGUUUCCAAACUUACAAGCCAGGUGGAAUACACCAAACAGAAACUCAGAGGUCAUGGAGCUGCUUCAUAUGACACUCCUACGAUGAGGCUCGCAAAGAAAGCAAACAUCCUCUCAAGCAACAUUAAGUACAAGGAGAAGUUCGAUAAGGAGUUUAAAGGGAUAAGGCCGAAGUUUGAUUUGAAGGAGAGCUCAGGGUACAAGACAAUGAAGGAUGCGAACAUUCUUGCUAGUGAAGUUAUAUACAAGCAGGACCUGAAGAAGAUGCACAAACCUGUAACAGAUAUGUCUGAAUCCUUACAAAUGCAGCAUAACCUCUCCACUAGCAAGCUGUCAAGUCAAUACCAGUACAAGAAGGAGUUUGAGAAGAGUAAAGGUCACUACCAUCUGGUGUCCGAUUCACCUGAACAAAUUCAUCUAAAAGAAGCAACUGAGUUACAGAGCCAAAUCAAAUACAAGGAGAGGUAUGAGAAAGAAAGAGGCAAGGCGAUGUUGGACUUUGAAACACCCGUUUACCUCACUGCGAAGGAAACCCAACACAUGCAGAGCGAGAAAGAAUAUAAAAAGGAUUUGGAAGAGCACAUUAAAGGCAGGAACCUUUCUGGUUUGGAGAUUACACCUUCGAUGUUGCAUGCCAAAUAUGCAACCAAAAUAGGCUGUGAGAAAGAGUACAGGAAGGAUCUUGAGGAAGGAGUCAAGGGUAAGGGCUUAACGGUGGUUGAGGAGACCCCUGAGAUGAUACGAGCAAGGAAUGCCACAUACAUUCUGAAUGAGAAAGAGUACAAGAGAUCAUUGGAGGAAGAAAUCAAGGGUAAAGGGCUUGUGGCGCUGGCUAAUGAAACACCAGACUUUGCUAGAGCCAAGAACGCCACAGAUAUUUUAAGUCAGGUAAAAUACAAGCAAUUGGCUGAAAUGGAUAAAGCUAACUAUACCACAGUCACAGAUACGCCUGAUAUAAUUCAUGCUCAGAAUGUGAAGAAUCUGAGCAGCCAGAACCAAUACAAGGCAGAAGCCGUGAAGACCAUGUCUCAAUACGUCUCCGUAACAGACACGCCCGAGAUGCACAGAGUCCGUGAGAACCAGAAGAACAUCAGUACACUUCAGUACACUUCAGAGCUUAAACUCAUUAAAGGAAAGGUUACCACAGUAAAAGACACUCCUGAAAUCCUGCGAGCUAAAGAAAACCAAAAGAAUUUCAGCUUGAUCGCAUAUAAAGAAGAGAUUGGUACAGGGACAUCAAUUAAAGAAACACCAGAGAUGGAGAGAGUCAAAAGAACACAGGAGGCCAUUAGUUCGAUCAAAUACAAGGAAAAUGUUGGUCAAGGAACUGCAAUCUGUGACCUGCCUGAGGUGAAGCGUGUAAAGGAGACUCAGAAGAACAUCAGCUCGAUCAAAUACAAGGAAAGUGUUGGACAAGGAACUGCAAUCUCUGACCUGCCUGAGGUGCAGCGUGUAAAGGAGACACAGAAGAACAUCAGCUCGAUCAAAUACAAGGAAAAUGUUGGUCAAGGAACUGCAGUCUCUGACCUGCCUGAGGUGAAGCGUGUAAAGGAGACACAGAAGAACAUCAGCUCGAUCAAAUACAAAGAAAAUGUUGGUCAAGGAACUGCAAUCUCUGACCUGCCUGAAGUGAAGCGUGUGAAGGAGACACAGAAGAACAUCAGUUCGAUCAAAUACAAGGAAAAUGUUGGUCAAGGAACUGCAAUCUCUGACCUGCCUGAGGUGCAGCGUGUGAAGGAGACUCAGAAGAACAUCAGCUCGAUCAAAUACAAGGAAACUGUUGGUCAAGGAACUGCAGUCUCUGACCUGCCUGAGGUGCAGCGUGUGAAGGAGACACAGAAGAACAUCAGCUCGAUCAAAUACAAGGAGAAUGUUGGUCAAGGAACUGCAGUCUCUGACCUGCCUGAGGUGAAGCGUGUGAAGGAGACACAGAAGAACAUCAGCUCGAUCAAAUACAAGGAAAAUGUUGGUCAAGGAACUGCAAUCUGUGACCUGCCUGAGGUGCAGCGUGCAAAGGAGACACAGAAGAACAUCAGCUCGAUCAAGUACAAGGAAGGUAUUGGGAAAGGAACUGCAAUCUCUGACCUGCCUGAGGUGAAGCGUGUAAAAGAGACACAGAAGAACAUCAGCUCGGUCUUAUACAAAGAAAACCUGGGUAAAGGGACCGCAGUGGUGUACACACCAGAGAUGCAGCGCGUUAAACGCAAUCAAGAAAACAUUAGCUCGGUCCUAUACUCUGACAGCUUCCGUAAACAAGUGCAAGGGAGGGCGGCUUAUGUGCUGGACACACCAGAGAUGAGACGUGUACGGGAUUCUCAGCGCAACAUAUCAACGGUGAAAUACCAUGAAGACUUUGAGAAGACCAAGGGAAGCUUCACACCUGUGGUUACCGAUCCCAUCACCGAACGUGUAAAGAAGAACAUGCAAGACUUCAGUGACAUCAGUUACCGUGGCAUCCAAAGGCGGGUCGUGGAAAUGCAGAGACGCCGGGUGGAAAAUGAAGGAGAGAGCCUCACAGAUCUGCGAGUGUGGCGCACCAACCCUGGCUCAGUCUUUGACUAUGAUCCAGCUGAAGACAACAUUCAGUCCAGGAGUUUGCACAUGUUAAGCAUUCAAGCGCAGCGUCGCAGCCGGGAGCACUCGCGCUCCGCUAGCGCCCUGAGCCUGAGUGGCGGAGAUGAGAAAUCGGAACUUUCUGAACCUGAUCAUACCAUUAGUUACUACAACGGAAACAACUUCUUCCAGACGGCAACAACCAGCUACCAACAAACCAAAACCACUGUCCUGCCACAGCAGAGAUCAUCCUCUGUUGCCACACAGCAGACUAACGUGUCAUCUGUUCCCUCUCACCCAUCAACAACUGGUAAAACAUACCGUGCCAUAUACGAUUAUUCAGCAGCUGAUGCAGAUGAAGUCUCUUUCAAAGAUGGUGACUUCCUUAUGAACGUUCAGUCCAUUGAUGAAGGAUGGAUGUAUGGUACUGUACAAAGGACUGGGUUGACAGGCAUGCUGCCUGCUAACUAUGUGGAUGCCAUCUAAGCUAGGUCAAUUUUCCUUACAGGCACUUCCCACCCUCCCUACUCCAAAACAAAAAUGCAAGUCACAAGUAACCCAUAAUCUAUCGUUUGAUUUUCCUCAAAUGGGAUUCAAUUUCUUAGGGGGAUAAAAGGAUAAGCACAAUAAUCUUCCAUUUCCUUCCCAUUGUACAUCCAAACCUAUUAUUAGCCCAAGUUACAGAACUUAUGACAAAUCUUAGACACAUGCAAAACAAAAAGUGCUGCCUAAUCGUUACAUGCAUUUCUGCUAUAAUGAAACCAUUUAAUAAUUAGGCUGUUCAGUGUAUUUUAACCAACUUUUAACUCUUUGGAACUGUUAAGUUGUAUUCAGAAAUGUGCUCCAUAACGUUAUACCCAAAGCAAACUGGAUGGUCUCAUUUGAAGUAGGAAAAAUGUUGAAUAGCAUAACUUGGUCAUGACUAAAAGUGGUUGCAGCAGUACAACUUAUGAUUUCUGUAUCCUGACAAAUGUGUAGUUAGUUUGCGAAUUCCUUAACAGAGCUUUAAAAACAUGUUGCCACUGACAUAUUUAGUUUCCAUAAUUUGAGACCCUUUUGAAAGAGGUGGUUAAAGGAACACGUUAAGAGCCUCCCUACUUCACUUGCUCAAGGUGGACUUGUACAUGUAUUGUCUGUUUUCUCAACACCUGAUUACUAGCUGUGGCGUCAAAUAAAGCUCAGUUUCUGCAAAA